AACCAGCACUAGUACUUGAGUACUUUCAUACGUUAUUGGAAAAGAGAAAAAGGAUGAGAGUUUUGGCUCUAGUUUUCAAUUACAACUACGGUCCAGCAGGAAGAGAUCUUAACUACAACUUGCUAAAUGACCCUGAUGCUGUAGAAACAGACGCUACCAUGUCUUUCAAGACAGCUCUUUGGUUCUGGAUGACUCCACAGCCCCCCAAACCUUCAAGUCAUCAUGUAAUCACCGAAAAAUGGACCCCAUCCGCCACAGACAUCGCAGCUGGUCGAGUCCCUGGGUACGGGGUCAUUACCAACAUCAUCAACGGUGGCAUUGAAUGUGGCAAAGGUCCAAACGCACAGGUUGCGGACCGCAUCGGGUUCUAUAAGAGAUACUGUGACUUACUGAAAGUUGGUUAUGGCAACAAUCUUGACUGUUACAACCAAAAGCCCUUUGCUUAGAGAAAUCCAG
Messenger RNA from Rubroshorea leprosula, 456 nucleotides. Lineage: Eukaryota; Viridiplantae; Streptophyta; Magnoliopsida; Malvales; Dipterocarpaceae. The record is from the annotation of a GenBank genome assembly.